CAAUAAUAGAUUUGUCUCAAUCACCUGCGUGGUGGUCGGGCUAAUAACGGGAUGUUUUGUGUGACCAAAAUUCCUGGUUAGCAGUUCAACGAACUGGGAAUUCUUGUCAUCCUCACGGCAUCUCCAAUUCUCCAUCGCUCUUAAUUGCAUCUAACAGCGUUCCGUGGCAGUUGAGCGUUGACAUAAAAUGACAGCUAAAGCAUUAACUUAUCACAACUCCGGGAUCUGCUUACCCACGCACCCGAUUUCGUAUUUCAUUGCAGAUAUAAAACUCCCGAUUGGCGCUUCUCCUUUUUCUCUGCUCAUCUCAACUAAGCUGCCGUUCCAAGCAAGCUUUCUUCAAUGGCGGGUGGAGUGUUUUCGGGCUUGAGACGCGCGUACCUCGCUCUUUACAAUUGGGCCGUCUUCAUCGGAUGGUUUCAGGUGUUUUAUCUUUCUGUGAAGACUCUGAAAGAGUCUGGGCACGAAAAUGUCUACCGAGCCGUAGAAAAGCCUCUGCUUCUAGCUCAAACUGCCGCGAUAUUGGAGAUACUUCAUGGCUUAGUCGGACUGGUGAGAUCUCCAAUUUCAGCAACAUUGCCGCAGAUAGGCUCGAGAAUAUAUGUUACUUGGGGGAUUUUGUAUAGCUUCCCUCAGGUCCAGACCCAUGCCUUCGUUAGUUCUCUUGUCAUUAGCUGGUCUAUUACCGAGAUUAUCCGAUAUUCAUUCUUCGGCAUAAAGGAGGCAUUUGGAUUUGCUCCUUCAUGGUUGUUGUGGCUUAGGUAUAGCACCUUCAUCUUGUUGUAUCCAAGUGGCAUCACAAGUGAAGUUGGUUUAAUUUACAAAGCCCUUCCUUACAUUAAGGAAUCUGGAAAGUAUUCCUUAUGGAUGCCAAACAAAUUAAACUUUUCAUUUGACUACUACUACAUGGCAUUUGUUGUCAUUGCCAUCUAUGCUCCAGGCAGCCCUCACAUGUACGGUUAUAUGCUUGGGCAAAGGAAGAAAGCACUUCGUAAAACAAAGCAUGCAUAACUUGUCCUACUCUUGAUUUUGUGUCACAAUGUGGUCUCUUGGAGUGUUUAUGUGGAUGGUUAGAGAUGGACUGUAACUCACCUCUGAUUUAUCUUAAAAUAUUUGUAGUAUCUCAAAAAACGUUGGCGAGAUAAUUGGUUUCAUUUUCAUGAGGAUAAAAUGGAAAUUUAUAUCCUACACCCGGGUGUAUGUGUACACCCGGUUAUUUUGUAAUUUUUAGCAACUUUAAGCCUUUGCUCUCUAAUCUUCCUUCUCGUUGAAUGACUUGAA
This is a messenger RNA of Cuscuta europaea, 1281 nucleotides long. NCBI's taxonomy places the organism in Eukaryota, Viridiplantae, Streptophyta, Magnoliopsida, Solanales, Convolvulaceae. The record is from the annotation of a GenBank genome assembly.